AGAGAGAGAAAGCGUUCGGAAGGCGAAGCGAGAGCGAGACCAUCUGUGGGCGCGUGAAACCGAAGCCUUCUUAAGUAAGAAAGCGAAUGAAAGCACAAAAUUCCUUACUCCUUCGCUCUUCUUCUUCUUCUUCUUCUUCGAUUCCAUCAUUCUCUUUUCUAUUUGUAUUCCUCUUCCUCUUUCUGGCUCGACCAUCCCUGGCAGAUUGUUCUGAUUACGAUCGCCCUGAAAUGGCCACGGUUGGAGGUGUUCACGAUUCCCCAGGUGCUCAAAACAGCGCCGAGAUUGAAGGCCUUGCACGUUUCGCUGUUGAGGAGCACAACAAGAAAGAGAACGCACUACUGGAGUUUGCGAGGGUAGUGAAGGCACAGGAACAAGUUGUUGCUGGUACACUGCAUCAUCUUACUAUUGAGGCCGUUGAUGCUGGCAAGAGAAAGCUUUAUGAGGCCAAGAUCUGGGUGAAACCCUGGUUGAACUUCAAAGAACUUCAAGAGUUCAAACAUGCUGGUGAUGUUGCGGCAUUUACCAGUUCAGACCUUGGUGUCAAAACAGAUGGCCAUAAAACUGGAUGGCAAACAGUGCCAGCGCAUGAUCCUCAAGUUCAGGAUGCUGCAAAUCAUGCUGUCAAGACCCUCCAGCAAAGGUCUAACUCAUUACUGCCGUAUGAGCUUCAUGAGGUUGUUGAUGCAAAAGCCGAGGUCAUUGAUCAUUCUGCCAAGUUCAACUUGCUCCUGAAGGUCAAGAGAGGAGGCAAGGAAGAGAAGUUCAAGGCUGAGGUACACCAGAACAAUGAGGGUGGGUACCAUCUGAAUCAAAUGGAGCAAGAUCACUCUUGAUCUGAAGCUGAGUCUCCGGUAAUGAUGAGGGAUGUUUUUCUAUUCCUGCUUUUUAUCAGUUGUGUGUGGUGAUGUCGUAUACUUUAUAGAAGAAUCAAAACGUCCUUGGAUACCACUCUUAUGAUCUAUGUAUUAAUAAUAGUAUAAUAGUUCUUAUUGUGCUUUGCCAACUAAUUCUAGUUUCUUGGGUGUUUUAGUUCUUUGUACUAUCUGUUUCAGCAUUUUACUUUCAAAAUGUUCUUUUAUGUAUGAAAAGUUAUCGACCAAACGUUAGUAUAAAGACAAUUGGCUUCUCUCCACUA
Molecule: messenger RNA, 1138 nt
Organism: Neltuma alba
Lineage: Eukaryota; Viridiplantae; Streptophyta; Magnoliopsida; Fabales; Fabaceae
Product: cysteine proteinase inhibitor 6-like
Exons: 4
Coding region: 87-836 (249 amino acids)
Molecular function (GO): cysteine-type endopeptidase inhibitor activity
Source: RefSeq, a predicted model, not a curated record